Messenger RNA from Arctia plantaginis, 309 nucleotides. The record is from the annotation of a GenBank genome assembly. Lineage: Eukaryota; Metazoa; Arthropoda; Insecta; Lepidoptera; Erebidae.
AUGGAAAACGAACAAAGGAUCAAAACAAACAUCUUAUCGAAUAAAAAUGAAACUGUAUCUAUCUUUACAGUGAUAGUAGAACGCGGCCUACAAUUCCAUUCUUACAUCAAAAGAGAACAUUAUCCUUUCUUCGAGGCGUCCAUAAAACCUUAUCUCGGAGAAAGCAAGGCGGGCAAGCGACGCGCAAUCUACAUAGCGCUGAUAAUAGCAAGACCACCGAAACAAGACCUUACAACCGUUCUCGUCAACAAACACAAAUUGGGCACGGUAAUGAAAACGGAGGAUCUAAUUUUCCUGGUCGUGAUAUAA